Molecule: messenger RNA, 3673 nt
Organism: Megalobrama amblycephala (Wuchang bream)
Lineage: Eukaryota; Metazoa; Chordata; Actinopteri; Cypriniformes; Xenocyprididae
Gene: steap4
Product: STEAP family member 4
Exons: 5
Coding region: 332-1753 (473 amino acids)
Biological process (GO): copper ion import
Cellular component (GO): plasma membrane; endosome
Molecular function (GO): cupric reductase (NADH) activity; ferric-chelate reductase (NADPH) activity
Source: RefSeq, a predicted model, not a curated record
GCUUAUAAACAGACCCAUACAGGCAAGAAACAGCCUUAGACCCGUGAAGAAAUGCAAGUGGAUACAAGAGAAAUUGCAGAAGAACUGUAAAAGCUGGUUUUGAUGAUCAAACUGCAUUGCUAAACAGCUUUUUGGGAUAUGAUGACAAUUAUUGACACAGAGAAUUCAGAAAUUCUGCAAUAAAAUCACAUUGUUAGUCAGUAAUUUCAAUAGUCCGGGUCUGAUUCUACAAGAGGAGAUCUGUGGAUUUUCCAGAGACUGGUGCACAAAUUCCAGAAAAUAAAUUCCUUGCAUCUUUAUCCUGCAUGGUGUCUUCUUUUAUUUUUUAGAAAUGAAUUCAGACUCGGUCGCAAUGACAGAACUGCAUGGAAAGAUGCAGGAAAAGGAGACUGUGUGCAUCUUUGGAACAGGUGAUUUUGGACGCUCGUUGGGGCUCCGUUUGCUCCAGUCAGGGUACAACGUUGUAUAUGGAUCCCGGGACCCUAAAAACUCUCUGCUGCUGCCUAAGGGGUCAAAGGUCAAGGCUCAUGCAGCAGCAGCUUGUGAAGCACAUGUGAUUUUUGUGGCUGUGCAGAGGGAGCACUAUGGAUUUUUGAAGUCUCUGGCUUCAACUCUUGAGGGAAAGGUGCUGAUAGACGUCAGCAAUAAUCUAAGGAGAGGUCUGUACCCAGAAUCUAAUGCCGAAUACCUGAGCAGCCUGGUUCCAGGGGCGACUGUAGUCAAAGCCUUCAACACCAUCUCUGCCUGGGCACUGCAGUCUGGGGGACUCGAUGCCAACAGACAGGUACUUAUCUGUGGUGACCGGGCUGAUGCUAAACAGCAAGUGGUGGACAUUGCUCAAAGUCUUGGUUUCACAGUCCUGGACAGAGGCUCCCUCAGAGCAGCUGCUGAGUUAGAAGAUCUGCCAUUGCAACUCUUCCCUCUCUGGAGACUGCCUUUCUGCAUCGCCCUUUGUUUAACAGCUUUCAUAUUCUUCUACGCGCUCACAAGAGAUGUUAUCUAUGAGCGUGUUACCAAUGGUAAAGACAACGCUUUUCGCAUUAUGAUCUCGCUGGCCAACAGGGUCUUUCCCAUCGUCUCCCUGGUGAUGCUGGCCCUCUGUUAUCUGCCGGGUGCAUUGGCUGGAUUCCUGCAGCUUUAUAACGGCACUAAGUACCGUCGCUUUCCUAAUUGGUUGGAUCGCUGGAUGCUGUGCAGGAAGCAACUGGGCCUGUUAGCGCUGGCCUUCGGUUUUCUUCAUGUUCUCUACACUUUAGUUAUUCCCAUCAGAUACUAUGUGCGUUACAAGAUAAAUGUCUACACUAUAUCAUUGAUAAAAGAUAACAAAACCUAUGAGUUUGACAACACAGCAGCCUGGCGUCAUGACUCUUACUAUUCCAUGGGAAUUCUUGGAUUUGGGCUGUUUGUCCUAUUAGGAAUUACAUCCCUUCCUUCUGUCAGCAACUCCUUAAACUGGAGGGAGUUCAGUUUUGUACAGUCUAAACUGGGCUACAUGACCCUGCUGCUCUGCACCGGUCACACAUUUGUGUAUGGCUGGGAUAAAUUUCUGAGAACUUCAUCAUAUAGGUGGUGGAUGCCUCCAUCAUACAUGUUGUCUCUGGUGGUCCCCUGUGUGGUUCUGAUCCUGAAGUUAAUCCUGAUCAUGCCAUGCGUGGACCGCAAGGUCACCCGUAUCCGUCAAGGUUGGGAGAGACAAAGCAAGACUUCAUCAAACUGCAACGACACAAAGACAAACCAACCACUCAUGGCGUAGCCAGAAACUGUCUUCAAACUUUAUUAACUGUUGGACUUGCCCUACUGCUGAAAAUGAGGCUGAGUUUAAAAUGUUGCAUCAAAAAAGUUUAUAAUGGCAAAUCUGAGUACAGAGAUGGAACUGAGGCUUAAUUGAACAACUGACAUGGGACUUGACUUUGACUCAAAAUUUGAGACAACAUACAUCCUUAGGUCUACAAAAAAAGAAGAAAUAUUUUUUUCCUUCUGAUUGAUGAUCACUUUCUUGCUGACUUUAAAAGACAAUUAGAUUUGGUUCUCGAUUUUGAUUAGCAGAGCACUGAUAUUUCAGUUCAACAGCACUGGGACUCUAUUUUUGCAUGUUCCAGAUAGCCUGUCACAUUUUUUUUUGGAGACUCUUUCUGCAGAUUGCAGUGUUAUAAAUUAGCCAUUGAAUCAUUCACGUUAAAUUAACCAGUUCAUUAAAAAAAACACUUUUUUUUUAACAUUCAGGAACAAAACACGUUUAUGGGGGGAAAAAAGUCAUUGAAGUCACUCCACCGAGUUGUUCAAAACAUUGAUUCACUGAUUCACUGUGGAUGUCUUUAUUCAGUACGAAUCCCUGGGAGAGCAAAAACUGUUUAAAUGCAAGCAAUAUUUUUUUUCACAAAGAAAAAUAGCAUUCUUGCUCAUGUGAUAUUGCUUAAUUUUUGGCAUAAAACUGAAGAUUUUGUCCAUCGGGAAUUGACUGGAUGGUUGUGGUUUGCUAUUGGUCAAUCUCAUGUGAGCGACAGGUUGUCCCGCCCAUGCGCCAGUAAACGUGUCAUCGGAGAAGAGAUGUUGUUACAAGAGGGAAAGGAAGUUAUUUUGAUUAAAGAUCAUGAGUGCACAUGAAUUUUAAAAAAAAAUAAUUAUAUGUGAAUAAAUCGUUCAUAAAAAAAUACUUCAACACAUUCCAUAAAAAAACAACAAAAUUUUCACUUUGUGACUAAUUUUAUUACAACUUAUUAAAUGUAAAAGACCAAUUUAAUAGAUUCCCUUUCAAAUACAAAAAUCUAGAAAAAUCUCAAAAAAAUACCUGACUUGGACUCGUGACAAAGACUUGAGAACAUGUCUGCUUGAGUGUAUAGCAGCCCAAAUGAGCGAUAGAGAGAGUUUGACUUCUCAAUACACCUCACUUCACUGGUGAGCGGCAGUUUCAAAUUACAGUUAACCGACCGUGGGAAAUUCUUUGGAGUUGAUCCUCCAACUCACACUGGUGAUUCCAUCUCACAUGAUCUCACUCUAUAACCUACAAAUUCCAUUCCCCUUUACACUUGGGGAACAGUUAGAUUGGUACUCACAAAUGCAUAUUAUAUUAUGACCACAGAUUUAAAACAACAUAACCAAUCCAUAUCAUAUAUGUUCAUAUUAGAAAUUGUCUAUCCCUUUUAAAGAAUACAAAGGUGGCAGGACUUUUAUUAGAGCACACUUUUCUGUAUUGUGUAAAGUACUUGUCUUUUUUAUUACCUGUUUCCUCUGGGCUAUUUCCUCUCAAGAGCCUCCCAGUGGGCUUUUCCCUUUAGAUAUUAUCGAUCCAAAACUGAGCAGCUACUUACUUCUUGAUCUGUUUCUGGGUCUGGGCUUUCCUGUCUGCAGAAAAGCUCAUCUUUCUCUCUCUUCUUAAGUAUAAAGGAGCUGUCAAUCACAUUGGCAUUCACCUUCACUGGUGAACGGCCCUUUAUGUACUUUUAUGAAGAAUUGCAGGCUGCAGACAUUGUAGCUUAGUCCAAAAUAGAAAGGCACAUUUUAUGACAAAUAUACUGAGUCUGUAAACACACAGUUGAAGAAAAUGAAUAACUUCUCUUAUUCUGAGCACAAAACACUGUGAGUUGAUUUAUAAAUAAAUAUUGGAUAUUCACUGAUUGUGCUUUUAUUUUGUAUCACUUAUAGCAAAUCAAAAUAAAAACUGUAAUGCAUGUCA